AAAAGCGGGCUUUCGGUCGCAUUUAAGUGGGAAACCACCCAAGCGACGCUUAAAAAUAAUAAUAAUAAUAAUAAUUAAAAAAUAAAAACCUAAAUCCAAUCUACUUCUCCGAGGACUCGUUAAAGGCUGUCACCAUGUCACACAAACAGAUCUACUACUCUGAUAAAUACGACGACGAAAAAUAUGAAUACAGACAUGUCAUGUUGCCCAAGGAUAUCGCCAAGCGUGUGCCAAAGACCCAUUUGAUGUCAGAGUCUGAAUGGAGGAACCUUGGCGUUCAGCAGAGCCAAGGAUGGGUGCACUACAUGAUCCACCAGCCAGAGCCGCACAUCUUGCUCUUCAGGCGCCCCCUGCCAAACCAAAAGUAAUAAAAAAAAAAAAAAAAUAAAAAAAAAAGACUCCACGCCAGAUCGAACCCAAUCCAAGUGACGCCUCAUUCUUACACGUGCAGUAGUCAUCAUGCUGUUGGAUUACAAAGCUCUUGUGCCCUGGUGGUGGGCUUACUUGAAAUGUGGGAAGAUCAUGUCGUGGACUCCAAAGGACUAUCUUGAAAUGAAUUUGAACACCGGGGGGUUGUGAAAGAAUGGAAGGGAAAAAAAAAAAAAAAAAAAAAAUCCACCUCGCUUGUGAGGGGAACAAAAGACUUCUGCACGUUUAUUGUCUGCUUGCCUACUAAUCUUUCUGUCCAAGUUGCCUGCACAUAGUUAUUGUUUUCUCUUACUUACUGGGUCGAGCUCAGAAGAAAAAGCCACAAAGAAAAGUUUGGAUCGUCACUUGUCUUUGUCUGUCAAACGUCACCAUGGAUGUGCGGAGUGACAUGCUGCUGCUGGGUGGAAAUAAAGAUUUCACAGAUUUUU
Molecule: messenger RNA, 857 nt
Organism: Phycodurus eques (leafy seadragon)
Lineage: Eukaryota; Metazoa; Chordata; Actinopteri; Syngnathiformes; Syngnathidae
Gene: cks1b
Product: CDC28 protein kinase regulatory subunit 1B
Exons: 4
Coding region: 135-368 (77 amino acids)
Biological process (GO): regulation of mitotic cell cycle
Cellular component (GO): SCF ubiquitin ligase complex; cyclin-dependent protein kinase holoenzyme complex
Molecular function (GO): histone binding; protein kinase binding; cyclin-dependent protein serine/threonine kinase activator activity
Source: RefSeq, a predicted model, not a curated record